CCAUGUAGUCUCUUGUCAAGCUUUGUUCUCUGUAUCUGCUGUUUGACUUCCAGGGUUUUCCUUCUGUUCACACAUUCAACAUGUUUGUGCAAAAGCUAAUCUGGAUCACAUUGUUGCGGUUUCUGUGUCAACAUGUCUCUGCAGGUGCUUCAAAAGCAAAAAUGACAACUACAAAAACAAUGGUGACCUGUGAAGGAGAAUCUGUGGUUCUCAAAUGUGAUGUGGGGCUCAUAAAGGUUCUUAAAGCCAGUUAUGGGCGGACUGAUUGCAAAACGUGUGCUAGUGGGAAACCAGCUGAUCAGCUCUCAAAUACACGCUGCCUUGCACAGUCCUCUCUGUCCACAAUGUCCACUAGGUGUGAUGGAACAAAGAGCUGUACUGUUCCUGCAGUGAACUCCGUUUUCUCUGAUCCUUGUGUUGGGACUUAUAAAUACCUGAAUGUGACUUAUGACUGUGUCCAACCAAGUGCAGAAGCAAAAACGAAUACGAAUACGAAAACAAACACAAAAACAACGGUGACCUGUGAAGGAGAAUCUGCGGGUCUCACAUGUGAUGUGGGACUCAUAAAGGUUCUUAAAGCCAAUUAUGGGCGGACUGAUUGCAAAACGUGCGCUAGUGGGAAACCAGCUGAUCAGCUCUCAAAUACACGCUGUCUCGCACAGUCAUCUCUCUCCACAAUGUCCGCUCGGUGUGAUGGAACACAGAGCUGUACUGUUCCUGCAGUGAACUCCGUUUUCUCUGAUCCUUGUUAUGGUACUUAUAAAUACCUGGAUGUGACUUAUGACUGUGUCAAAUCAAGUGCAGACACAAAAACGAAUACGAAAACGACAAACACAAAAACGAAAACAACAGUGACCUGUGAAGGAGAAUCUGCGAGCCUCAAAUGUGAUGUGGGAUUCAUAAAGGUUCUUAAAGCCAAUUAUGGGCGGACUGAUUGCAAAACGUGUGCAAGUGGGAAACCAGCUGAUCAGCUCUCAAAUACACGCUGCCUCGCACAGUCUUCUCUCUGCACAAUGUCCGCUCGGUGUGAUGGAACACAGAGCUGUACUGUUCCUGCAGUGAACUCCGUUUUCUCUGAUCCUUGCGUUGGGACUUAUAAAUACCUGGAUGUGACUUAUGACUGUGUCCAAUCAAAGGAACAAUGUAACCGGUGUCAGAUGGGGUGAAAUGGUUCACAAGACUUCUUCCUAAGUGCUUCAAAUUGUUUUCUCUGAUCCAUGUGUGGGUGUCCAUAAAUAUCUGGAUGUGACAUACAGCUGUAAAUAAAAGUUACUGUCCUGCCACAAAUGUAUCUUGUCACUUGUUCACAAAUGGUAAUGGGCAAUUUUCCCCUCUUGUGGGCUUUAAUAUUCUAUACUCCUACACAAUUGUCAUGUAUUGUAAUUUUCAUGACAAGUGAUGUACAUGAGAGAAUUUAAGUGAAAUGAAACUCAAGAAAUCCUAUUUAAUCUGCAAUUUCUCUCCCUAACAACUCCCUCUUUUUGUAGUUGCUGUGGCAUUUGUCAAAGUUGUGUUCAGACACCAAUGAGACAGCAGCUCUACAGUACAUUUACCAUGCAUCUCAAUCGGCUCCUAGUUAAGUAGUCAGGGCAUUGAUCAGGCCACAUUCAUUUACACAGUAUACUGAUUCACGACCGAGGGAGCUGAUUGAGAUGCAGGGCUUGCUUCAUUGCUCCAUCUUUGUCGUGUGUGUGGUUUUUUUUUUUUUUUUUUUUUUUUGGGUCACCAAUGUGUGCUUGACAAGACUGGUUUGAGCUUGAGUACCACCAAGUUGUUUUACUGUAACUUCAGCAUCUCCAGGCACGUGAACAAAAGUGGCAGUCUCAUUGGUGCAUGAGGCAUUAAAUGUCGGUGAUAAGCCUGUGCAAUCAUCCAGGUGUGCACAAGCCUUGAGGAUUUUCAAUUUUGGUUUGAAAGGGUCUUUACAUUUACCCCCAAAUUUUUACUUUUUUGUUAUAAACAAAAACAAGCCCAGCCCAUGUGAGGGGGGGGGAAAAGUAAUGCAAAAGUAAUGUAACGCAUUUAGUUACUUUUUAAGGGAGUGAUGCAAUAUUAUAAUGCAUUACUUUUAAAGGUAAUUUUCCUCAACACUAGUGCUAAGACAUUUUAGAAAUCCAGACCAGGUGUUGUUUUUCAGCCAUGUCUGGAAUAAAGAUGGCUGUUGGGGUGAUAUUAAAUGACUUGAACAGUGAU
Molecule: messenger RNA, 2193 nt
Organism: Megalobrama amblycephala (Wuchang bream)
Lineage: Eukaryota; Metazoa; Chordata; Actinopteri; Cypriniformes; Xenocyprididae
Product: L-rhamnose-binding lectin CSL3-like
Exons: 14
Coding region: 81-1166 (361 amino acids)
Molecular function (GO): carbohydrate binding
Source: RefSeq, a predicted model, not a curated record